Molecule: messenger RNA, 2411 nt
Organism: Nanorana parkeri
Lineage: Eukaryota; Metazoa; Chordata; Amphibia; Anura; Dicroglossidae
Gene: TM9SF1
Product: transmembrane 9 superfamily member 1
Exons: 6
Coding region: 40-1809 (589 amino acids)
Biological process (GO): protein localization to membrane
Cellular component (GO): membrane
Source: RefSeq, a predicted model, not a curated record
GGAGUGAAGUAGCAGCAGGAGACGGGGCGACCAGGAAACAUGGAUGUUUUUCAUUCAAUUGCCCUCCUCUGCAUGUUGCUUGUAGUUCCAGCACCCAUUGCAGGGGACAAUCGAUACAAGCAAGGCGCUUCAGUGAUGUUGUAUGUAAACAAGGUGGGACCAUAUCACAACCCACAGGAAACAUAUCACUACUACCAGCUACCAGUGUGUGCCCCCCCACAAAUCCGCCACAAGAGCCUGACAUUGGGAGAAGUUCUGGAUGGAGAUCGAAUGGCAGAAUCUAUGUACAAGUUUACUUUCCGUGUUAAUGUUGAGAGGGAACCUCUAUGUGAGCUGAAACUGGCUGUUAGUCAGGUAGAAGAGCUUCGUCAGGCCAUUGAAGAACUCUACUACUUUGAGUUUGUGCUGGAUGAUAUACCGAUCCGUGGCUUUGUAGGCUACAUGGAGGAGAGUGGCUUCUUGCCACACACUCAUAAAAUUGGCUUGUGGUCUCACUUGGACUUCAACAUUGAGUAUAAUGAGGACCGUAUCAUAUUUGCCAAUGUUAGUGUUCGAGAUGUGAAACCUUUUAGCUUGGAUGAUGUCAGAGAGCCUCUUAGUUUGACCCACACAUAUAGUGUACGUUGGUUCCCAACCACUGUGACUUAUGAAAGGCGUGGGGACCGUCUCAGGGACAACAGUUUCUUUCCCAAAAGUCUGGAGAUUCAUUGGCUCUCUAUCAUUAAUUCCAUGGUACUAGUCUUUUUGCUUUUGGGUUUUGUGGUCAUCAUUCUCAUGCGUGUUCUCAAAAGUGAUCUGGCACGGUACAACCUAGACGAGGAAGGGACGGAUGACAUGGAACAAGGUGACAACGGAUGGAAGAUCAUUCACACAGACGUUUUCCGCUUUCCCCCAUAUAGAAGUCUGUUGUGUGCCAUACUUGGAGUAGGUUCCCAAUUCCUGGCACUUGGAACAGGUAUCAUAGUAAUGGUUCUUCUGGGAAUGUUUAAUGUGCACAGACAUGGUGCUAUAAAUUCUGCUGCUAUAUUACUGUAUGCACUCACAUGCUGUAUCUCUGGCUACGUGUCCAGUAAUUUCUAUAGGCAGCUGGGUGGAGAUCGUUGGGUAUGGAACAUUGUACUCACUACAAGCCUUUUUUCAGCCCCAUUUUUCCUGACCUGGAGUGUAGUGAAUUCAGUUCAUUGGGCCAAUGGCUCAACACAAGCUCUUCCAGCAACCACAAUCCUCUUGCUUCUCACUGUGUGGCUCUUAGUUGGAUUCCCGCUUACUGUAAUUGGAGGAAUCUUCGGUAAAAAUAGUGCAGGAAACUUUGAGGCUCCAUGUCGGACCAAGAACAUUGCUCGAGAAAUCCCUUCCCAACCUUGGUAUAAGUCAGCGCCAGUCCACAUGGCUAUAGGAGGCUUCCUACCGUUUAGUGCAAUCUCUGUGGAGCUGUAUUACAUUUUUGCUACUGUCUGGGGCCGAGAGCAGUACACACUGUAUGGGAUUCUGUUCAUCGUAUUUGCCAUUCUACUGAGUGUAGGCGCCUGUAUUUCUGUGGCACUGACAUACUUCCAGCUGUCAGGUGAAGAUUAUCGGUGGUGGUGGCGAUCAAUUCUAAGCACGGGAUCUACUGGAGCUUUUAUCUUUCUCUACUCUGUCUUUUACUACUGGCGUCGGUCUAACAUGUCAGGGGUGGUUCAAAGUGUAGAAUUCUUUGGUUACUCUUUCCUAACGGCAUAUGUUUUCUUUCUCAUGCUUGGAACUGUCAGCUUCACAGCAUCACUUCGAUUUAUCCGCUAUAUAUAUGUAAACCUCAAAAUGGACUAAAAUCAUGAGCCAAGCACAUCAAUUGUGCUUUAACGUCUAUAUAUGGAUUAAUGGACCAAUUACAGAGGAAGCGGCUGAAGAUCCUGUACCUGCAGCUCCAAAGGCCACUCGGAUACAGCUUGAUGUAAGUGGAGCAUGAGGAGAUAAAAUCACAGAGAUACUUAGGUAAGAAGAGGAAAGUGCAGCAGUGAGACUGGAGAUGCAAGUAAACCAAGCAAUAAACGGAUUACAGGAAAUUCCAGAAAGCCUCUUGAUAGAAGCUGUCUCACUGCUGACUGUUUAUUUCCAUUCAUGCCCGUCUCUUAUACUGCUAAAAUUGUCUUUCUGCAAAGUCUUCUUUGCUGUCAUUAUUUGGUCUCCCACUGCUACUGCAGAUUAGGUUCUUCGUCUGGAGAUCUUGUUUUCUGACAUAAGGGAAAGUUUCGGUUGCUUUUUAUAAGUCAUUGGAAGACUCCUUACUCUGGCUUGAACACUUGCUCUGGUCUGUUAGUUUUGUAAGAUGGUCUUGUGGGCUUUCUCUGGCCUGUUUCCUUUCAGACAGUCUCCUGCAUUCUACUGGACUUCUGUAAAAAUAUAUAUAUUUAUAUCUUUUUGGUUUCCUU